GGCAACAUACCUAAUACUUCUUCCUCCUCCCCUUUUCCCCACAGAAACAACCCUGUGAAGUGGGUUGGGCCAAAAAAAGGGGGACUGGUCCAAACUCAUCCAAAGAGGCUCUAGUCUAGUGGCUCUAUAAACUGUUUUUACUAGCUUUAUAUUGUAGGAAUAUGAUAAAAGUUGGCUACUUAAAAUACUUAUUGCUCACAGAUGGGUCAUUCAUGCUCCCAUUAUAUAGGCUGAACAAACCAUAGUGAAGACACAUUGAAGUCAUACAUGGUGUAAUGGUUUCUUUGGUAUUACCUUAACAUAGCAUAUGACUCCUGCUAGUCAACAAAACAUCUCUAAUCAGUCCAUGGUGAAUAGUGUUACAUGUAUGAAUCCAUGUGUUGAUUAAGUAAGAGACAAUCUUUAGGGAGACAUGAUAGCAGUAUUCCAAUAUUUGAGGGGCUCUUACAAAGACAAGGAGGUCUAAACUAUUUGCCAAAGCACCAAAACACAAACAAUGGAUGAAAACUAACCAAGGAGAGAAGCAACCUAGAACCAAGGAAAAAUUUCCUAACGGAGCAAUCAACAAUGGAAUAACUUGCCUUCAUGAAAAAUGUGAAAAACAAAGCCAGAUAAGUGACAUUCUAGUUAAGCAACACGUGAAUCUACUCUUUCCGAUUCUUAGAACUUUCCAGGCCUGUUUUAAAUUCUCAGGUUCAAACCGAGAGUUCAUUAAAUGAUGGCAAGGCACUUUGCCGAAGGUGCCCAGGUUAUCUUUCUAGAAAGUUUAGUGGAGAUUAGGACGGUGGAGCUUUGAGCAUCUUAAUAUAUUAACGCAUGGCGGGGAAAAACAGGAGUGGCCCCAGGUAAGCUGCGGGUCCUUCCUGCUAGGAUGUUGGCCCAGAGCACAAAGGGUUAGUUCUCCAAGGGGCCGAGAGAAAAAGGGUGGGAUUUGGGCAGCUGUGCCGGCUUUCCUUUCCCAGGCUCUCCAGUACCGAAGCAGAGCGUGGGAGAGGCCGAGGAAACGGGCCGGCAGGGGUGGGGUUGUCUCGGCUGUCGGCUCGGCAGCCUACUCUUUGGCGCUAGGCGCUUGCGCCUGUGAGGAGAACCGCCGCCGCCGCCGCCGCCGCCGGAGAACAGAGGCCGUGCGGUUCCUGAAGCGAUCCUUUUUCGCGGGCUGGGGAGAUCCGAUGUCCAAGCUUGGCAAAGGGCCACCGAAUCACCCGAGGAGAGCGGGCGAGGUCCGACGGCAAGCUCGCCCAACCCGCCCCGCUUUUGCGCCCUCAGAGCGAGCCUGGAAGCGAUUGCAACUCGGGCUGUGAGGGCUGGGAAAGAAAAGGCAUCUUCCUCUUUCGCCAGGUUCCUGGUUAGGAGAUCCAGAGAGAUGCCUCUUGGCUUGAAUCUUCUCCCACUCCAGAGUUUCUUGGGUACAGAAGUCCGGCAAUUCCCGACCCUGCACCCUCAGCCAUUGGAAGAUUCUCCGUCUUGGCUUGUGCUGUGUGGCGUUUUUCGGAGGGCUAGAGGGAAGUCAGCUCUCAGCCCUCUGUAGCUGAGCGUUUUGAUACAUGUGGGUGUUCGUUUGGCACUUUUUUGAGUUCCUUCCAUCUCCACCGCCACCCUCGGUCUCCUUGAUCGUUCGCGAAGAGGCCUUGCUUUGCUCCUCCUUUUUCUUUGCCUGCAGCUCAGGGAGGGGACCUUUAAAAAAAAAUCUCUCCCUUUUGUGCAGGGACACACACAAACUCACACACAGCAGCAGGAACGUGGGUCAUCCAGUGGCAGAAAUAACCGCACACCUUAGGGGAGAGCAAGAAAGAGAAAGCUGAUCCUAAAUCCCAGGUCCCAAACCUGAAAUACAGAUGAAUCCAGAGGCUCUAUGUAAGAUGGAUGAAUAGAGAAGACUGAGAAAGGGGCAUAGCUGAGCUGGACCUUUCUGCUGAAAAGAAAACGGGGUUCUUCUGAAAAGAUGGUGGCUUUAUUUGGGCUGGGUUGCUGCUGAAAAGGCUUCAUUUCCCCCUUUGUCAAGCUCUCCAUCUCAAAGUGCCAGUCAGGAAGAGGAUGUAAGAAGACUCUUGGAAGAGUUGGUACCCACCUUUGUCACUUCCUCUCUGUAUGGGAGAAAGCUGAAUAUCACACAUAAGCGUAGACGACAUUUCAAUGGGGCCUGAUCCAAAGAUUUCAACCAACUUACUUCUGCAGUCACCACUGAGAAAACUGUCAGGGGCUGUCAUGUGUUGGGAAGAUGACAUCUUGAAGGUUGACACUGGAAGAAGGCACUGAAUACCUGCUCCUAAAGCUUCCAUGCCUUCCAGAUUACUGGAAGCUGAACUGUCGCUGAGGUAACUUUUGGCUUCUAGGCAGAUUCUCUUCACAAAGUUUAUAAAGAUUGGGUGGUGGAAACCAGCAGGAUGCCUCGGAAUAGGGCAUUCUCUGAGCCUGAAUACUCAGUAGAGUAUUCUGCAGACUAUUCAGUCAGCUUGCCUUCUGACCCAGAGCAUGGGGUCAGCCGGACCCAUGAGGUGACGGUGAGGAACUCAGGUUCUUGCCUCUGUCUGCCCCGUUUUAUGCGACUCACGUUCACCCCUGAGUCCUUGGAGAACCUCUACCAGACUUACUUCCGGAGGCAGCGUCAUGAGACUUUGCUGGUCCUGGUGGUCUUUGCAGCCCUCUUUGAUUGCUACGUUAUCAUCAUGUGCACAGUGGUGUACACUUCAGAGAAGCUGGCACCUACUGUGGCAGCAUCAGUGGGACUGGCUGCCCAGAUCCUCCUCUUUAUACUAUGCAAGUAUGAACUGCUGCCUGAUCGUGUCACCCGGAAAUUCAUGCCAUACAUUCUGUGGAUACUGAUAGCUGCUCAGAUAUUCUGCUACUUGGGCUUGAAUUUUGCCUGCUACCACGAGGCCAGUGACACAGUUGGAUGGCAGGCCUUUUUUGUCUUCUCCUUCUUCCUCACCCUCCCCUUGCAUCUCAUGCCCAUUGUCCUUAUCUCAGCCAUUUCUUGUGGCAUCCACAUGCUUGUGUUAGGAGUCACCAUUGCACAGCAGAAGCAGCAACAGCUGGAGUCCAUCUAUGGAAUCAUCUUGCUGUGGCAGAUCUUAUCCAAUGUUGCCAUCUAUAUGUGCACUAUCUGUGUGGGUAUCAUGUCUUACUACAUGGCAGACCGCAAGCACCGCAAAGCCUUCCUAGAAGCUCGGCAAUCUCUGGAGGUCAAGCUCAACCUUGAGGAACAAAGUCAGCAGCAGGAACGGUUGAUGCUUUCAAUUUUGCCCAGACAUGUAGCGGAUGAAAUGCUGAAGGAUAUGAAGAAAGAUGCAAGCCAAAAAGAAAUGCAACAGUUUAAUACCAUGUAUAUGUAUCGCCAUGAAAAUGUCAGCAUCCUUUUUGCUGACAUCGUAGGUUUUACGCAGCUGUCAUCCGCUUGCAGUGCCCAAGAAUUGGUGAAACUUUUGAACGAACUCUUUGCUCGAUUUGAUAAACUAGCAGCUAGACACCAUCAACUGCGUAUCAAGAUUCUGGGUGACUGCUACUACUGUAUCUGUGGAUUGCCAGACUAUCGUGAGGACCAUGCUGUUUGCUCAAUCAUGAUGGGUCUUGCUAUGGUGGAAGCUAUUUCCUAUGUAAGAGAGAAGACCAAAACAGAUGUGGACAUGCGUGUGGGGGUGCACAGUGGUGCUGUCCUUGGUGGAGUCCUAGGGCAGAAACGUUGGCAGUAUGAUGUAUGGUCCACAGAUGUAACUGUAGCUAACAAGAUGGAAGCAGGCGGCAUCCCUGGGCGUGUGCACAUCUCUCAGAGCACCAUGAACUGCUUAAAAGGUGAAUUUGAGGUGGAACCAGGAGAUGGUGGGUCACGGUGUGAAUACCUAAAGGAAAAGGGGAUCACCACCUACCUCAUAGUAGUACCGAAGCAGCCACUCAAGAAUGGGAUCAAUGGGGUAAAGUUAUCUGUCUCAUCCUCUCAUGGGAACUCACCUCAAUUGAUCAACACCAAAGAAUGCAAUGGGAGCAUUAAUACAACCUGCACAACUCCAGAUGAGGCAGAAGAAUCGGAUACUAGGGUAGUGAAUCCUUCCUUUCCCAACCCUCGAAGGCGUCUUCGCUUACGUGACUUGGCCGAGAGAGUGGUGGAUGCCUCAGAAAACGAGCAGGAACUCAAUAAGUUGCUUAAUGAGGCCUUGCUGGAGAGGGAAUCUGUGCAGGCGCUAAAAGGCAGGUCCACCUAUCGCCUCUCCAUGCGUUUCAUUGAUCCUGAGAUGGAGACACGUUACUCUGUGGAAAAGGAGAAGCAGAGCGGUGCUGCCUUCAGCUGUUCAUGUGUGGUCCUGUUCUUUACUGCUAUGGUGGAGAUCUUCAUUGAUCCACGGCUGCUAGCAAAUUAUGUGACAUUUGUUGUUGGUGAAAUCCUUCUACUCAUCUUGACUCUCUGUUCACUUGCUGCCAUCUUUCCCAGGGUUUUCCCUAAAAAGCUCGUGUCUUUUUCCACAUGGAUUGACAGAACUCGUUGGGCCAGGAACACCUGGGCUAUGUCUGCCAUUUUCAUCCUAACCAUGGCUGACAUUGUAGAUAUGCUCAGCUGCCAGCAGUAUUACACUAUUGUCAAUAAUACAGUUCCAGCAGUGCUUCCAGGUGGUUGUGUAGAGAAUCCCAAAUAUUACAGCUACAUAGCAGUGUUGGCACUCAUUGCAACAAUAAUGCUGGUGCAAGUCAGCCACAUGGUCAAGCUCACUCUGAUGUUGAUGAUCACAGGGGCAGUGGGAGUGGUCAACAUUCUGGCCUGGCAACAGAUCUUUGAUAGAUAUGAUCAGGAGCGAUUUCAGGAGAACAUGAUUUCACUAGUUCCAUCCAAGUAUUCCAUGACAGUGAUGAUCUUGGUGAUGAUGCUCAGUUUCUACUAUUUCUCACGUCAUGUAGAAAAGUUGGCUAGGACUUUAUUCUUAUGGAAAAUUGAUGUGCAUAGCCAGAAGGAGCGUGUGUAUGAGAUGCGGCGCUGGAAUGAAGCUCUUGUCACCAACAUGCUGCCAGAACAUGUGGCACGCCAUUUUCUUGGCUCUAAGAAACGAGAUGAGGAACUGUAUAGUCAGUCUUACGAUGAAAUUGGUGUUAUGUUUGCCUCUAUCCCCAACUUUGCCGACUUCUACACAGAGGAAAGUAUAAAUAAUGGUGGGAUUGAGUGCCUUCGCUUCCUCAAUGAAAUAAUCUCAGAUUUUGAUGCGCUCUUGGAUGAUCCCCAGUUCCGGUGCAUCACUAAAAUCAAAACCAUUGGCAGUACAUACAUGGCAGCUUCUGGUGUGACACCCGAUGUCAACAGCAAUGGUUACAACACUGUUAAGAAGGAAGAUCUUUCAGAAAAGGAGCGCUGGCAACAUUUGGCAGAUCUUGCAGACUUUGCCUUAGCCAUGAAAGAGACGUUGAUGAACAUUAACUAUCAGUCCUUCAAUAACUUCAUGCUGCGAAUAGGCAUGAAUAAAGGAGCUGUGCUAGCAGGGGUGAUUGGUGCCCGUAAACCUCACUAUGAUAUUUGGGGGAACACUGUGAAUGUAGCAAGCCGGAUGGAGUCCACAGGUGUCAUGGGAAAUAUACAGGUGGUGGAAGAAACUCACUUUAUCUUGAAAGAGUACGGCUUCCGCUUUGUGCGCCGAGGGCACAUUUACGUCAAAGGCAAAGGUGACUUGCUGACCUAUUUUAUGAAAGGACGUGAAAAGCAAGGUUCCUUUAUCAAUGGUUCAUGUGUGACAUUGCCUCAUCAGGUGGUUGACAGUUCUUGAACUUCUCACUCUACAUGCAAAUAGCAGAAAAAAGCAGGUACCUCUGUAAUGCCCAAAGACAAACUGCUUUCAGCACCUGCUGCUCUGGAUGGGAGAUUGGUAUAUACACCAUUAAUAGAUUUACAGGAAAUCACCCCUUUGCUUGUUCCUUUCUUCUUGAACAUUUAUUAUUUGUAAAGGGGCUCCCUUGCCAUCAGUUUGCAUUUGUUUGUUAAUAUAGAAAGGGCAGUAGAAAGGUUUCGAUAGGAAGAAUCCUGCCUUUUGCACAAAUACGUGGCUUCUUGCACAUUCAGGCCUGGAGGUAAUAGAAUUCUCACUGCGGCCUUGCUUGGCUAGAUCACUCUGCAUUAUCUUUUUAGUUCAAAUGUGCAGUGGUUUUAAUUUUCCAUUGAUCCAAGCUGUGCAUAGACUUCUUUGUAAAACCAAAUGCAAGUUCCGAAUGGGUACCACAAAUGGGCAGACAAACUGGGAAAACUGCAUAAAGUUCACACUUGGCCCACUUGGAGUUAAUAAUUGCCUCAAAACAGGCAAAUAGCAGAAAGGAAAAAGAGCACGCGAAAUCUUUCUUUUCAUUGUAACAAGAUGCUCUAUUUUGGAGGGGAAAAGGGAAAGAGAUCAUUCAUGUAGAUGAAUGGUAAUAUAUAUAUAUAUAUAUAUAUAUGAUAAUAUAUAUGAGAACAGAUACCUUUAUAUUUUUAAUGCAUCUUAAUUGUGAAAGUAAGGUGCCUGUUUCAGGCUGUGCCUUGCGUCCCUUUCUGCCCUCAACUUUGCUGAUGCUUUAAAAGGAAGAGAUUUAUACAGCCUGAACCAAGGCUGUUUUAUUAAAAGCCUUCAUCUGAUUGUUACGUUGAAAUAAAAAUUAUGUAAUUUGUUUAGUUUCUCAAAUAGAUUGUUUGAUUUUAAAA
Crotalus tigris (Tiger rattlesnake) is the source of this 6643-nucleotide messenger RNA. RefSeq names its product adenylate cyclase 3 (gene ADCY3). Gene Ontology annotation, cellular component: plasma membrane. The transcript has 21 exons. Gene Ontology annotation, biological process: intracellular signal transduction; adenylate cyclase-activating G protein-coupled receptor signaling pathway; cAMP biosynthetic process. The coding region runs from base 2385 to 5738 and encodes 1117 amino acids. The record is from RefSeq and is a predicted model, not a curated record. Gene Ontology annotation, molecular function: adenylate cyclase activity. Lineage: Eukaryota; Metazoa; Chordata; Lepidosauria; Squamata; Viperidae.